UUAUCAUUUUCUCCCUGUAAUUCUGUAACACACAACAUUAUAAGGUCAAGUUCUGAAAUUUUAUUUUUCAACGAUAUAGCAUUCACGUUUUUAAAAUGCAGCAUAAUUCUUUAUAACGGAUAGCACUUCUUUUAUGUAUAUUUUCGUUGGGUUACCUGUCUUAUGAAAACAACCAAUGAAUAUGUUACAGGACUUGGGUUAAGUGUAUACAGCCACUUGUAGCACAAGUGUUCUGGACUUCUGGUAAAUGAGCUCGUAAAUUCUCUGCGAUGAAAGAAAUGUCGCAACAAAAGAACCUGAACAGCUGGGCCCAAAAUGUGUUUCAGUCUGUUCGGGCACGGCAUUUUUUUAGUUGUCCUCGGUGAAGCAGCGCGGGCUCUCCUUCCAUGUGCUUGAAAAGUGUUAACAAUCUGUUGUGUAAUCGAAAAUUCUAAAUAAAAAGUGAGAUUUUGAAUAUCAUUUAAAAAAUUUUUGAGAAAUGUUCCUUAAAGAUAACAUUCGAUGGUCAGAGAAAACUGAAACCGCUAUGGAAAUUAAUCAAGUUGGCAGUCGUCUGUCGUCACUGAAUUGUAUUAGGAUUUUGCUGUUAUUUUUAGUCAUCAACGCACUUUUCGGGAUUGCGCUCUUUGGAAACCACGACACAAGUGUGAAUGUACGGCAGUUUUACUCGUCCAUAGACAAAUCGGUUUCCGAUUUUUUAUCGAGAGUAACAUAUCGUGGAAACAAAACUAUUUUGAUAUGGAACAGUGCACAUCGGAUCGAAACGGCCGCAUUUGGACUUGGUUACCAGCCCUUCAUUCAACAUGGAUGCGAAGUUUCUGACUGCGUCGUUUUCGACAAUGCAACGACACCAGAAUUAUUGCCUCUCGAAGAUUACGAUGCAAUCAUUAUUCACAUGCAUGAGCUCUGGUUAACACAACUACCAGAAUUUAAGAGACAACCUCAUCAGCGCUUAAUUUUUUUAACACAGGAAUCGCCUACCACCAUGCCAAUCGACAUAACUAUAUUGGGUAAUUACUUCAACUGGACCAUGAGUUACAGAUUUAAUUCGGAUGUUCAAUUACUCUACGGUAGAGUUUCACCGCGUCCGACAGCACCCACAACUGCAGACGAAACACGAAAAAUGAUUGAGGAAACGCAUCUUUCAUCAACCAAAAACUACGCUGCCAACAAGACCCAGCCAGUCGGUUGGAUGGUGUCUCAUUGUGAUACUAACAGUUUGCGAGAGACUUAUGUUCGUCAGCUUAGUAAAUUUAUUCCGGUUGAUGUUUACGGCGGAUGCGGCAAUUUGAGUUGUUCCAGGAAUCAUGACCAUUGGUUGUCUUAUCCGGAAUGUUACACCAUGCUGGAGGAGAAAUACAAAUUCUAUUUGUCGUUCGAAAAUUCAAUCUGCACCGAUUACGCCACGGAAAAAUUCUUUGAGAUUCUGAAGCACAAUAUCGUGCCGGUCGUCUACGGAGGGGCCAACUAUAGCCAGAUCGCACCACCCCAUUCUUACAUUGACGCACUGGAUUUUACUCCGGAGAAAUUGGCCGUGUACCUGAAACUUGUUGAUUCCAACGACACGCUCUACAAUGAGUAUUUCUGGUGGAAGGAUCACUAUGAGGUUGAGGCUGGAGUGGAUCAAAUGGCUAGCCACGGUUUCUGCGACUUGUGCAAGAAACUUUACCAAGAUCAAGGCGUUACCAAAUACUACCACGAGUUAGUAUCAGAGUGGGAUCCGGAAACUAAGUGUAAGCAGAUGAGUUCUUGGGAAAAAAAUUGAUGAGAUAUCCAAUACAAAUCUAAAUACGUCAA
Daphnia pulex (common water flea) is the source of this 1797-nucleotide messenger RNA. RefSeq names its product alpha-(1,3)-fucosyltransferase C-like. Bases 479 to 1765 code for a protein of 428 amino acids. The record is from RefSeq and is a predicted model, not a curated record. The transcript has a single exon. Gene Ontology annotation, molecular function: alpha-(1->3)-fucosyltransferase activity. NCBI's taxonomy places the organism in Eukaryota, Metazoa, Arthropoda, Branchiopoda, Diplostraca, Daphniidae. Gene Ontology annotation, cellular component: membrane.